Molecule: messenger RNA, 729 nt
Organism: Acytostelium subglobosum LB1
Lineage: Eukaryota; Evosea; Eumycetozoa; Acytosteliales; Acytosteliaceae
Exons: 3
Coding region: 1-729 (242 amino acids)
Source: RefSeq, a predicted model, not a curated record
AUGUUGAAAUCUGUCGGCGUUCCAACUGUCUACAUGACCACAGUUGUCUUUCUCCAUCGUAUCGUUGAGAAUGCUCUCUACCAGAUUUUCAGAUCGAUCGUCCAACACAAGCAAUAUCUGAGAGAAAGCCACACUGGAUACCUGCCACUUCGCCAGAGAAUCGAUGCCAAUGACGUGAGAGACAUUGAAAGAGCGGAUCCAGUUGCCUCUCUGUACUUUCCAGAGAUAUUGCAAAUGCCAGAUCGUGCGUCACUGGAGCAUCCGACUGACUAUGCUCGGAAAAUCAACACAUUGCUGCGGCAAAUCAAAGAGUCGGAUGUGGUGCUCGCAUCUGAUAACCAGGACGACAUAUUGACACCUGCUCCCAUGGUCCACAAGAACUUCAAGAAGCUGAUACAAGUGAUUCCAACUGAGCAGCAUGUGAUCAUCGCCAACAUGAUUGGUAUCGACAUCUCCAAUUGUUUGGAGAAGACCUCGGUAGUUGCCAACAAGUUUAUCACUCGCAUCAAACAGAUCACUCAAGAACAAAUGGCUGUGUUCCUAUAUGAAGACAAUGGAGAUGAUGCCGGAGAGGAGUACAGCAAGAGCCAACGCCAGAAAAUAGAGAGAUGGUAUCAGUACAUGGCCGAAGAAAUUGAGCACGAUGGUGAUGAAGAGGUUUGGUUCAUGACUCCGAUACAGGCAUUCAAGGUGUUUGGAAAUGAUGACGAUCUCAGACGCAUGAAAUAA